AGGAGUUAUGGCAGGCACUCUAACUGCAAUAUCGAUCAAAGAAGGUAGCAGUGAUGUUGGAGCUGGAGAUGAUGUUGGAGCUGGAGAUGUGGUGAUGAAGUUCAGGACACGAUCCGUCCAAAUGAGCUCGAAUUCGAAUGAUGGAUGUUAUCAAGAAAGAAGUGGUCCUGCCAACUUCCCUGACUCAGUUGCCUGUCUCUCUCGCUCAGUUCCCGAUGGUCUCCGCCAGCUCACCAGCCAGAACCAAGUCAUCUCCCGUCAGGACCUCGCCUUCUAGGAGAAACAGCAUGGCUCUACCUGACACUGUAAACCCCGCAAGCAGGGUAGUCCACUACACUCCUAAAGCUGCAAUAUUUGACUUCUACACAGAGGUAAAGAUGGUCGUGGAGCCCAAUGGUCACGAGGUCGUGAUCGGGAAGUGUGGCACCUGCUCUCAGACUAUACGGGGAUCCAGGAAUGUUACCUCCAACUUUGUCACCCAUGUCAAGAGGUUGCAUCCUGAGCAGCAGAGUAAUUGGGAGCGCAAGAAAGCAGAACGACACGGUUACUUUACCAAGAACUACAGUGCCCCUUCCAACUUAUCCAGCUUUAGCAACCUUUACAGCACUUUCACCAUACCCACUCAGGUGAAGAUGGAAACAACCCCCACAACUAUGCUGUGUUAUGAUACCCACAACAUGGUCACAACCCAGCCCAUCGUCACCACACAGAACACCCACCCCACCUCCUACACCAAGAAUAUCGUCACCCAGGACAACUUCCUUGUCACUCAGGACUCGACCCUUACCACCACCGUCAAACAGGAGCAAAACGAAACGAGUAGGAAGUACUCUGGAACCAGCCCGGCAACCAUGACAACCACAGCAACACGUGUCGUGUCACCUGACUCAGUUACCGAUAACGAGAUGUGGGCACUGCUCCAGGCUAAACAGAUGUUAUCUUUCCUCGUGGAACAGUUCCUGCCACUAGAAACUGCAGAUAGUCCCUCGCUCACCACCCUCUUGUCCAGAGCACCUCAGAAACCGUAUUCAAGUGCUGUUCUCCAGAACGUUCUAGUGCCCACAUGCGUUAGUCACGUGACCUCCAGCAUCACUUGCUCGUUACAGACAGCAAGCAGCGUGAGUAUUGUGGUUACGACACAACGCAAGAAAGGAUCCCUGAUUCUGUUUGCUGUUUCACUUCACUUCGUGGACAUGAGCUGGAAACACGACAGUCACCUCCUGAGUGUCAAGUACUAUACCUCCGUAUCUCAGUUUGAACGCUCCUUCCUUGAUCUCCUUGUCAAACACAAUAUACAGAACAAGGUGUUCAGAAUUCUGGGAACCGACAUGACGAAUAACACCAACUUCUCACUGUUGAACAUGCCUGAGCAAGACUCCCCACUACUUGAGCCGGUCAUCCUUCCCUCUACUCUCGCUGGUAUAACAGUAGAUAAAUGUGAUCCCUUGCCGGAAGUAACCAAUUCCUUGAUAUCUGCCGCUCUAAGUAAAUCAGACUUGGGCUCUAAACUAAGAACUGAGUUGAAGACCUCUCCCCAAACAUUCAACCUCAAAUACGAUCCUGAUAUGCCCAAAUGGUCAAGUGAACAGAGCCAGAUCAGUCCAAAACCAGACUCGAUUCUCUCCGAAACAUUAUCCACUCUAGAGCCCUUCAAGGAGAUAUUUGAACUGUUAAAGACAGACCAACUCCUGGUGUCAGUUGCAAUCCCCUCCAUCUUAUCCCUGAUAAAGUUGUUCGAUCAGAAGCCAAGAUCUGAACUAACGAGCGUGUUGUUGGAGCAGUUAAGAAACUAUUUGAAGAAGAUCAACUGUAAUCCUCUCUUCAGAGCAGCUACCUUUCUCGACCCAAGGUUUAAACUAGUUUGGUGUAAAGAUAAGGACGAAGAGUUGAAAGUUGUAUCCGAACUAAGAUCCUUUUGUGCUCUUAAUUUGGAUGGUCAGGAGAAGGAGAACACUGAAAUGAAGAUCAAAUCAGAGGACUGUUCACUGCAACCGGAGAGUAAACGCAUCAAGCUCUUUACCUACUUCUCCAGUGCGGAGACCGACGAAAUGGAUCACUUCAGAACAGUAUCUCCCCUGGACCGAGAGAUAAAGGAAUACCUUCACUCACCUGUCGCAGAGGAAACAACCAACCCUUUCGACUACUGGAAGGACAAUCACGGAACCUUCAAACAGUUGAGCAGAGUCGCGGGCAAACUAUUGACAGUCCCGAUCGUACAAACUAAAGUGCAGUGCCAUCUCAGUAAGUUCGAAAAACGGAUCGAAAGUCUGGAAGACAUUUCACUGGCACAGACUGAAGAAUAUUUAUAUCUCAAGGUUAACAAAAUUCUGUGGUGAGUGUAGUAGAUGGAUUGUGGUGCAUUUUUAAGGGUUGUGUAAAUUUAUUUGUGUCUGUAUACUUUGUAAUUGUUUUUUGCUGACGCAUUCCUUUGAAUGCGUCGUUCUUUAAACUCAAAGUCAAAGCAUUUGGUGAGUAAAGCGAUUCUAAGACUAAAGAAACAUUAAACCCUCGCUGUUUAAGUUACUGAUUUAGAUAAUAACGUAAACAAACUGGUAAAUUCUUUUCGCUUUACGUUAUGAAAACUACGAACGAGACGUUUACUAGUUAUUUUGAACACAAAUUGGCAUGGCUUUCACAAUUCUGAUAUUGUUGUCAGAUUCGAUAAUUUUAUUUUUAAAUUUUAUAGUGAUUUAAAUUAUAAUCCAAUUUGGAGUUGAUUUAAUUUAAUUCUUACUGACUAUCACAAGGCGAUUAGUACUGAAUAUAUUGACAGAUAUCAAAUCCAAAUUAUACUUACUGAUAUCUAUUUUAUGAGUUAUUUAGUGCUUGUUGACCGUAGUUUAAUGAUAAACUACAUGAUUUGUACAGCAAUAUAUUUGUCAUGAAUCUAUAUUGUGUGAUUUGUUCACCUAGAAUUUAUAUAAGAAACUACAAAUUACGAUUAGAAAUUAAAACAAUGUUGGAUAUCAAGAUAAUUAUCUUUUUAGACUAUUAAAUUGGGGUUACCUUUGAUCACACUGGAAACACGAAAUUACAUUUUUUGAUUUCAGUCCAAUUUAAGAGUCUUGCUUUAGUCAAGUAAGAGCCAUGCUCAAUUAGUGUUCUCAGUAACGCCGCUCCCAAUAAUUCUUUCGCCCAUUUUUUAAUCUCGCGGAAAAGCCCUGAGGGUAUGACAGACAGUUCGAUCGAUGUGUUUUUGGACGGUAACCAUGGCGACGACACUCGGAGAUUCUGGAUCACCUGGUCACGUGACAGGCUAGUAAAACACGAAUUUGAUUGUUAAAGUAAUUAGUAAUGACCAAUGACAGUGUUGAUUCGCUGUACUUCAGUGAUUUGCUGCGUAUAUAUAACUUAACCAACGCGCAGUUU
Messenger RNA from Bolinopsis microptera, 3369 nucleotides. RefSeq lists its product as uncharacterized. Gene Ontology annotation, cellular component: nucleus. Lineage: Eukaryota; Metazoa; Ctenophora; Tentaculata; Lobata; Bolinopsidae. Bases 138 to 2336 code for a protein of 732 amino acids. Gene Ontology annotation, molecular function: protein dimerization activity. Gene Ontology annotation, biological process: regulation of transcription by RNA polymerase II. The transcript has 13 exons. The record is from RefSeq and is a predicted model, not a curated record.